This is a messenger RNA of Odontomachus brunneus, 1714 nucleotides long. RefSeq names its product acylglycerol kinase, mitochondrial (gene Mulk). The record is from RefSeq and is a predicted model, not a curated record. NCBI's taxonomy places the organism in Eukaryota, Metazoa, Arthropoda, Insecta, Hymenoptera, Formicidae. Gene Ontology annotation, molecular function: acylglycerol kinase activity; ATP-dependent diacylglycerol kinase activity; ceramide kinase activity. Gene Ontology annotation, cellular component: TIM22 mitochondrial import inner membrane insertion complex; mitochondrion. The transcript has 8 exons. The coding region runs from base 370 to 1674 and encodes 434 amino acids. Gene Ontology annotation, biological process: ceramide biosynthetic process; protein insertion into mitochondrial inner membrane.
CGUUUUGCUUACGCUUUAUUAAAGUUUUUGUUCUUUUACUUUUUUCGCCCUAACUGACUGAACAUAAAUAUAUUUUGUAUUAACAGUAUAAUAUAAUGUAUAUAAGUGUAUAUUAAAAUAAUGGAUUUACAGAUUUCAAAAUGAAUAUUGUGCAAUAUUCCGAAUUUAGUGCUUUAAAUUUUAAAACAACAAUCCACACAAUUCAAAGUUCUGUUGAACAUUGAAUAAAUGAUAAAUAAAAUAUGAGCACGUGGAAUUAAAAAGAAAUCGAAACAAAUUAUGCUUUUAUUAAUUGUCUUUAUAUGAAUGAAGCUUUUUGACAGUUACUUGAUUUUUCAGAUCUUUGACAGUUUUGAAUAAAAAUUUUGAAUGACAAUGGCUAAGGCAUUAACUGUACUGAAAACAAUACGAAAUAAUUGGAAGAAAUCGUUAGUAGUAACUGCAGCUCUUUCGUAUGGAGUAUCAUAUGGCAAACAAGUAUACGAAACGGAACAAUUAAUGCGACAAUGUUGCAAAGAAGCAGCAAAAUAUGGAGACGUACCUUGCCCAACAAAUGUUAAGCCUCGUCAUGUGACAAUUAUUCUAAAUCCAGCAGCUAAGAAAAGGAAAGCCAAGAAACUCUUUGAAAAUUACUGUGUGCCUUUACUACAUUUGGCUGGUAUUGCAGUAACUAUCAUAAACACACAGUCAGGAAGCCAUGCACGCAGUGCAAUAAUUGAUCUGGAAACACCUACAGAUGCUAUUAUUGUAGCAGGUGGAGAUGGUACCUUAUCAGAUGUAGUCACUGGCUUAAUGAGAAAGUAUGAGAAUAAUCUGCAAUCCGUCAAGCAGUGUCCUAUUGGUAUUCUGCCACUGGGAAAUACAAACACAAUGGCGAGCAAAUUUUUUAAAAAAUACACAGAUUUAUCUGAUAUACAUCAUAUGAUUGAUGCGACAAUGGCAAUAGUAAAAAAUAAUUUUAAAUUAAUAGACACAUUUGAGAUUAAGGUAUUAGAAGAUAACUCAGAUAAAUUCAUAAAACCAGUUUAUGCUGUAGGAAGCAUCAAAUGGGGAGCAUGGAGUGAUACACAUGCACAUAUUGAUAAAUAUUGGUAUUGGGGCUUCUUACGCAAAUAUGCAGCUUACGUGUUCAGUGGUUAUAAAUCAGACCUAAAUUGGAAUUGCAAUGCAAUACUAAAAUACACCAAUCCUUGCAAAGGAUGUUCAUACUGUUAUUCUAGAGAAAUAUCUUCUGAUCAGUCUGCAAGGUCAAAUAGGAGAUGGUGGAAUGCAUUUUUACCAAAGACACGGACAUUUGUACCUGAUAAUCAUGUUGAUUAUAGUAAAGUAAUAAACGAAGACUGUGGUACUUUUCAUGAGUUAUCAAUUUCGACAACCGAACUACACAUAAAAACUGAAAAUGUAAACAUACCAGUCCAAUCAGCACCUUUGUUAAAAGUAGCUGUUGCACAGAAUAAUGUUGACUACAUCUCAUUUGUUGAAGAAGGAUGGAAACAAGAAAAAUACGACAAAUCACUGGUAAAUCCAAUAUUGGAUGCAAAAUACAUCGAAUUAUAUCCUGAAAUAAAUGAAAAUCGGAUAUUUUACAUUGAUCACGAAGAAUACGAUUUGAAGCCAAUUCAAAUUAGAUUACUCCCGCAAUCUGUAACAAUAUUUUAUCCUGGAAAUAGUUAGUAAAAAAUAUAAAGAAAUAAAUUAAUGCAAUUCAAAAUAA